Messenger RNA from Zychaea mexicana, 1166 nucleotides. Its product is annotated as D-isomer specific 2-hydroxyacid dehydrogenase. Gene Ontology annotation, molecular function: glyoxylate reductase (NADPH) activity; hydroxypyruvate reductase [NAD(P)H] activity; NAD binding. The transcript has 8 exons. NCBI's taxonomy places the organism in Eukaryota, Fungi, Mucoromycota, Mucoromycetes, Mucorales, Lichtheimiaceae. The record is from RefSeq and is a predicted model, not a curated record. The coding region runs from base 24 to 1088 and encodes 354 amino acids. Gene Ontology annotation, cellular component: cytosol.
CUCUUUUUAUACGAAUAAAAAAAAUGGCGUUUCGAUCAGCGAUCCGUAACCAGACGGCAUUCCGUCAUGCCUUCCAGCAACAGCAGCGACUUGCCAAUUAUUUCCAUAGCAACGCUCGAGCACUUGCUCCCAAAGUCGUUGCUACACGUGUGUUGCCUGAACACGCUCAGGCGCGUUUGAAGGCUCAGGAUUUCGACUUGAUUCAAUGGCCACAGGAUUCGCUCAUGCCACGCGACACAUUGUUAAAGGACGUUCAAGGCGCCGAAGGCUUACUAUGUGUGUUGGGUGACAAGAUUGAUAAGGAAUUGUUUGAAGCAGCAGGACCCAAUUUGAAGGUUGUGACCACGAUGAGUGUGGGAUAUGAUCACAUUGAUCUUGCUACGGCCAAGAAGAACAACGUCAAGAUUGGAUAUACCCCCGACGUCUUGACUGACGCAACCGCCGAUCUGACUGUACUGCUCACAUUGGCUGCUGCACGACGCAUGAAGGAGGGUAUCAGAGCAGCCGAGAAUGGCGAGUGGCGUGAAUGGCGACCCAACUGGCUUUGCGGUUACCAAUUUGCCGGUAAGACGCUCGGUAUGGUUGGUAUGGGUCGUAUUGGACAAGCUGUGGCCAACCGUCUGCGUGCAUUUGGCGUCGAGCGCGUGUUGUAUUGGGGUCGUGGUGAGAAAGCUGAACUCAAGGGUAAAGCCGAGUUUGCUUCAAUGGACGAGCUCUUGAAAGAAUCGGACUAUGUGGUUGCAUGCUGUGCAUUGACUCCCGAGACCAAAGAAUUGUUUAAUUAUGAUGCUUUUAAGAAGAUGAAGGAAACUGCUAUCUUUGUCAACUCUGCUCGUGGUGGUGUUGUUAAGCAGGAAGAUUUGGUCCGUGCUUUACAGGAGAACCAAAUUGCCGGUGCUGGCUUGGAUGUCACAACGCCUGAGCCUCUUCCCACUGAUCACCCAUUGUUCAAGUUGGAUAAUUGUGUGAUUCUUCCUCAUAUUGGCAGUGCAACCAUUGAAGCGCGUGAAGUGAUGGGUGACAUCUGCAUCGACAACAUUGCCAACGGCUUGAAGGAUCAGAAGCUUCGUGUUGCUCUGGACUAUUAGAACCACGCAUCCUAUAGAAAAUUGGAACUGCAUAUAUAAAAAAAAUAAUAAUUAAGCAACGGAAUACGACUUCCGAAA